UGUACAUUGACGUGGUGUGACACGGGCUCCGGAGGCAGAUAAUAACGGGUCCUGCCUGACUACGAAACAACAAAUCGGCGUUUUUUCUCAUUUUGAUGCUCGUAUACGGUUUUCAGUGUGUGUAGCGUUUGCUUCACCGGCAGAGCUGCGUUGAUCCCCAUCCGCUGAGCCCGACCCACCUCUCGUCCAUCGUCGCUGAUGGGAGCUCAGUAGCUAGCUAACUUGGCGAUGAAGAUGAUGAUGGUGAUGAUGAUGAUGAUGAUGCAUCGGAGGAUUUAUCCCGGUGUCUCUGGCUGAGAUGGAGCCUAGCUAGCGAGCUAACGGAGCCCGCCGGGGAUCCAGUUUGCCCGAGCAGCCGCGGAUAACGUCAGCUAAAUGGGCUCAUCUGCGCUUUUAUCGCGUUAUUACCCCACGUUUCCACCUCUGUCCCCUGAUUUGAUUUGAUAAGAGACACUGACCAUGUUAACGAUAGCGGCUAACUUAACCGUGUAGGUUAGCCACACGUGACUCCGUUUAUAUUGCUCCCACAAUUAGCUUCAUCUCUUCGGCCGUCCGCGGAUGCUUCAGUGACAUUAACGGACGGUGUGUAUCAGGAUGGCACAGCUCUUGGACAGUGCCGGCAAACUGGGCUGGAUUCUGCUCAAGUCUGUGACACGUUUCGUGUUUAUGUUCCUCAACAAUUGUGCAGCCAUCCCAUCCUACUGCGUCUACCUGAUCCUGCUUCAGCCGCUGAGAAUAUGGGACAGCUCCACUUUCUGGCACAUUGAAGGAGUCAUGUUUAAAUGGUUGCUGGCCAUGGUUUCGUCAUGGGGCUGGAUCGCAGGUUAUACAGUAAUGGAGUGGGGUGACGACGUGCGGCCCAUCUCUGAAGAAGAAGCCAUGGUCAUCGUCAACCAUCAAUCCACAGGAGACGUGUGUACCCUCAUGAUGUGCCUGCAAGACAAGGGCACGGUGGUACGAAGAAUGAUGUGGUUGAUGGACCAUGUGUUCAAAUACACCAACUUUGGCCUAGUGUCCCUGAUCCACGGGGACUUCUUCAUCAGACAAGGUAAAGCUCACAGGGACAAGCAGCUGUUCUACCUAAAAGAUCACCUAGACAAAUACUACCACAGCCGCGACAGGAAGUGGAUAGUGCUGUUCCCCGAGGGCGGCUUCCUGCGCAAGCGGAGGGAAACCAGCCAAACGUUCGCCAAGAAGAAUUCCCUCCCCCACCUGACCCACGUCACGUUGCCUCGUCUCGGGGCCACCCAAGUCAUCCUGAAAACCCUGUCAGCCCAGCAGGAGAACGGUAGCGUGGGCAGCGAGAGUGGGACCCUGAACCAGACGGGUACCAAGCGUAAAGGCCUGCAGUGGGUAAUAGAUGUGACCAUAGCUUACCCCAAAGCAAAGCCUAUGGACAUCCAGACCUGGAUCUUUGGCUACAGGCCUCCCACAGUCACACAUGUACACUACAGGAUGUACCCUAUAAAAGAAGUUCCUGUGGAGACGGAGGCUCUGACUGACUGGCUGUAUCAGAGGUUUGUGGAGAAAGAAGACUUGCUGGCCCACUUCUACGACACAGGAGCAUUCCCUCCUCCAGAAGGACAGAAGGAAGCGGUUUCUCGACAGAUGACCCUUGACCCCGUGUGGCUGUGCCUCAUCCAGUUGUUUGCUUUCGUCUCCGGCUUCAUAUGGUUAAUCGUCCUCCGGUACCUCUACUGCUGUUUAUUUUGAGUGCACUGACGAGGCGAGAGUCUUUUAUCGGACCAUCGGAAAUGCCUCAGGAUCAGUUGGUGUGUGGCCUAGCGUCAUACUUGCCCCCUCAACCUCCCCCCCAAGACCCUCCCCGACACCCCCCGAUGGAUGAAUGUACAUUUGCAAAAGUGGAGAGACUUAACAGGAAACAAAAACAAAAAAACAAAACAAAACAAAAAAACAAAAAGACAUGUACACGAACACACAAACUAAAAAACACUCAUACAAUACUAAAACUGGUCACACACAUAGUAAACUUGCACACAACCCUAAUGCCACACACUCGCUCCAAAAAGACCUAGCAGAUUAAUCUCUCACACUUCGUCACGCCUCAUAUUUUGAUGUUUACACGUCCUCAUACACGUAGACGCUCACACGUACAUAACUUUUUAUUCAAAGUUGACAAAAAUGAGGCUCAGGACUCCUCCAGAGGACGCUCUGGACCGGACUAUCUCUCUCUCUUUCUCUCUCUCUCUCUCUCUCUUCGUCCCCCCUCCUAGGCUUCAGCCGUAGUAGUUUUACAGAGUCUAACGAGUGUACGGAAGUGUGUUUGAGUGAAUACGUGUGACUAGGAGCAUAAUGUCGGCCCUUAUUCUUCUUCCUGUCGAGAGUUGAUGAUGCCCACUGGACCUCUCUUUCAGCCUGCUGAUGAGCCGGCUGGCCACACCUUCCAGAGGGAGCGGGGCGCAUGAACGUUGUGGCGCCGCAGCCGGCCCGCUCCUCUGGCCUUCAUUGCACUAAGGAUCCAUACUGCCCUAACUGCCCCCUGCCCCAGGAAAUAUUCCUGAACGGUAGCUGUUAAUGUUUUGAUUUAUUUUGUUUUCUCCCCCCUGAUCCCGCAUAUCUCCACAACAACGGCCAUCGUAUUUGUUGAUGUCUUUUUGUUGUCGUCGGGAACUUUUUUUUUUUUUUUUUUUUCUCCUGUGGCCGCCCGUCUAUCGAGACAGUAUUCUGAGAUGGGGGGGAGGGGGGGAGGGGGGGAAUCAUGUUUACACUGGCGUACCUGCUGAAAGCCUAAAGGGAUGGCGGAUAUGAUGCGGCGCUUGAUUAUGGACCGUUACUGUAUCAGACGUGAACGGAGGAAUAGGAAAUAACGUUUUAAAAAGAAGACAUAAACAUUGGCAGGGGGAGUGAGAGUUACAGUCUGAUCAACUUAGAAAAGUAACUCCCUCUAUGUGGAUUUUACCCUUUUUCACCCACUCCUCUCCAACAUGCAUACACACACACAAAUACACAUGGGCACACACAGCCAUGUGCAGCUACACACUGCAGAGAAGACGUCUGUCUCGAGGAUCAUCUCAGUAAGCCAGACUGAGAAGGCAGAGACUCUUGUUCCCCCCAUUGGACUACAUAGUUUUACAAAUAUUUAAGCCAUAUGCUUAGUGUUGUUGAGGUGGGAAAAAAACAUGGAAAAAAAAUAUGAUUUUUUUUUUAUAUAUAUAGAAAGCUACCCUAAUGUUCAGCAUUCUAAAAUAGAGAUUUUGGCUUACAGAACUAUAGGUAUCAUUACUGUAAAUUUACAGCAUAACCUGCCUAAGUGAGUGUGUGUGGUUGUCUUUCUCCCCCAUUUUUGAUAAAUAUGAUUCAUGUCGUGUUGCUCUGUGAUGUCAGAGUGUGGAGGAAAUUCACCACAGGUGGUCAAAUUUUAUUUCAUUUUAAAUUACUUAAAAGUGUCGUCCUCAUGUCAUGGUAUGUUUAAUCUUGUACAUAACAAAGCUGAGGAAGAGUUUUCAUUGUUGGAAACUGAAAUGACUGCAGCAUCCUUUCUUUCUCUCUCUCUCUCUCUCUCUCUCUCUCUCUCUCUCUCUCUCUCUCUCUGUCUCUGUCUCUGUCUCUCUCUGUGUCUCUCUCUCUUUCUCUUCCUCUCUCUCUCUCUCUCUCUCUCUCUUGGUCCGUGAUAAUUUCAGAGAAUUUUAGUUUAAAAUAUCAUGAAUGGUUUUUUUAAAGAAGAUGAAGAUGAAGAAAGCACUUCUCAGUGUUACCCUGAUUUUUUCUUUUUUUUUUUUCUUCUUUUGAGUUCCUGAGCAGGAAGUGUGCUUUAUGACAUUAAACCUACAUCCAUGGUGCUGGCAGCCACAUGGGCCCAGUUUCAAACUUGUACCAUUAAGAUCUGGUCGGGAAACCUCAAAUGUCACACCUUAGCUGAUAUCUUGUUAGACCACAUGCCCUGAUAGCACUGUCCCUCUUAACAAACAUGUAGCGUGUUUGUUGUAAGGUACAGUACGUAAACAGUUCCAAGACAUCAAGCUGAAAUUGGGCCGGCGAAGGAAGGCAUCACUCUUCACUGGUUGGGAAAAUCUGGUUGGGCCGUGCAAUGACGCAGCUGUUCUCUCUCAAAUGUUCUUGUGUUGUGGUUUUUGAGGUCAAUUAUAUGUAAUUUGCUUAGCCUGCUUUUAGGAAAAAUGAUAGAGGUGCAGCAAUUACCAUUGUCAUAAACUAAUGCAUAAAAAGGUGCAUUUUAGUAGUUACUGCCCUCCCUAUGUGCCACUGUUGGUAGAAACUGUGUGUGAAAUGCAGAAAAAAAAGAAGAAGAAAAAAGGGCUACCUGACUGGGGUAGGUAAAAACAUUUUAAAUCAGGCUAUAAAUGUGUUUCAUCCAGAGGCCCUUUCAGAUUCCCCUCCAUCGUGAGAGUGACUUGAAAUGAAACUUCAUGUUUUUAUUUGUUUUUUGUUUCCCCCCCCCCCCACCUUUUUUUGUGUUAUUUUGACCAUGUUUCCAAAGAAGGCAGGGAAAUAAUGUUUUCCUAGAUGUGGUUUUAGGAAAUAAACACAAUAGGGAUUUAAACAAAUUAUACUAGAACUGUCUGUAAUUUUCCAUUUUGUACUUCUCCUUUAAUUCCUAGCUACACAGCCAUUUUACAACACAAAAAACUUGUGCUGGAAUAAAACAUCAUAAAG
Scomber japonicus (chub mackerel) is the source of this 4632-nucleotide messenger RNA. RefSeq names its product lysophosphatidylglycerol acyltransferase 1 (gene lpgat1). Gene Ontology annotation, cellular component: endomembrane system. Lineage: Eukaryota; Metazoa; Chordata; Actinopteri; Scombriformes; Scombridae. The coding region runs from base 595 to 1713 and encodes 372 amino acids. Gene Ontology annotation, molecular function: acyltransferase activity. The transcript has 8 exons. The record is from RefSeq and is a predicted model, not a curated record.